Coccinella septempunctata (seven-spotted ladybird) is the source of this 6856-nucleotide messenger RNA. It is a transcript of the gene Ac13E, whose product is annotated as adenylate cyclase type 9. Gene Ontology annotation, biological process: cyclic nucleotide biosynthetic process; adenylate cyclase-activating G protein-coupled receptor signaling pathway; intracellular signal transduction. NCBI's taxonomy places the organism in Eukaryota, Metazoa, Arthropoda, Insecta, Coleoptera, Coccinellidae. The record is from RefSeq and is a predicted model, not a curated record. Bases 516 to 4751 code for a protein of 1411 amino acids. Gene Ontology annotation, molecular function: adenylate cyclase activity. The transcript is spliced from 7 exons.
GCAUGCGUUAUCAUUUGUCGAAUGUCAGUUUUUCCUCAAUUUUCCUUUUCCAUCGCGUUUCGCAUUUUCAGUUCCCAAUCCCCAACACGAGUUAUUUAUUCAUUCGCACCGCACUCUGCGCAACCACUGUUGAUCGCGAAUUUCAGUGCCUAGUAGUUACGUAUAUGAGGUUAUAAUUUGAAAAUUUGAACGUUAUUACUGAUAUUGUUUAUAUCCAACUUCAAAGUAUGCUUAUGAGAAAUUGAACCAAUUUUCAAAAGAACACCAAAAUUCAGUUAUAUCAUUCAAUUAAUUAAUGAUGAAGUGCUCCAAUAAAUCAGAAAAGAGGACAGUGCAAACAUUCUUGUUGACACAUACUACUGGUUUGUUUGGUUUAGAUUAUGAUGAAAAUGUUAAGUUCCAAUAACUCACUUUUUUGAAAUGUAGACACAAGAAAUGAUAACAGUCAGAACAGAUAUCUCAAUAUGAAGUUUGUCAUCUAUAACACCUGAAGAAUUUCAGUCAAUUCAGGUGAAAUGAGGUUUGACAAGAGGAGUUCUUCAGUCAGUUUCAGCAAGUCUGACACACAAACAAUACAUGAAGAUCAUCCUUCGGAUGUUGUGGAUGAGGAACAUCAGCAAUUAAGCCUCGAUCCCACUCUGCAAACGUAUUUGGCAGAAGUGUCUCAACGUUCUGGUUGUUGGGGUAGAUUCAUUCCAAUACCAUUCGAAAGAGCCUCUAAGAAAUCUUGGUGGGAUCCUUCUUUCGACUCCGAUAUUUUAGAGAGACAAUAUAAGAAAAGCUCUUAUCGAAAUUGGAUAUUUAAAUUCCGGGUGUCGUCCUGGUACAUCCUCCUGAUAUCGUCAUGUUGGUCUAUAUACUUCUUGGUUAUGGGAUACCAGAAGGAAUCACAAAACUGGAUACGUAUUUGUUGCAUAUUCGGCAGUAUCGCCGUCAUGUCCUUAGUCCUAAUAACGUUACUCAAAUUUACAAAGUUGCACAAGCAUCACCUACUCAAACUGUCGGUGGCGGCAACAUCUUUUGUGUGCGCCGCCAGCCUGUCGUUAGUCUUUCUGAUUCCCAUAACGGUUGACGACACUAAUUCGAAUCUGACUUCGGAAAUCAGUCCAGUCGGGCAAUUUUCGAUUUGUAUAGAGAUUUUGUUACUGAUUUAUACCCUGAUACCGCUGAAGUUUUACAUGUGCAUCAUCGCGGCCGCGUCGUACUCGAUACUCUUCGAGACCUUAACCCUCGUUUUCGAGAGUACCUCGUUCGAUUUCCACAUUUUGAUAGUCAGAUGUAUGUCGCACAUCUGUAUACAUCUGAUAGGGUUACAUAUUUUGAUCAUGACGAACGUCCGGUUCAGGAACACGUUCAUGAAGGUCGGCCAGAGCCUGCUGGUCAGGAGACAGCUCGAAUCGGAGAAGCGUCUGAAGGAGAACAUGAUCCAUUCCCUGAUGCCGCCGAGCGUGGCCGCCUGGCUGCUCGACGACGACGAGAAUUUCACCAAGAACGGCAUGGAGCAGAGGAACUCCGACCCGGCGACCAACGACCUGGGCAGGAUCUUCCGCCCGUUCAACAUGAACCGCGUGGAGAAGGUGAGCAUACUGUUCGCCGACAUCGUGGGCUUCACCAAGAUGUCGAGCAACAAGAGCGCCGAAGAACUGGUGGAGAUACUGAACAACCUGUUCCAAAGAUUCGACCAUCUGUGCGAGUACCACAACUGCGAGAAGAUCUCGACGUUGGGCGAUUGUUACUAUUGCGUGUCCGGUUGUCCGGAGCCGAGGCCCGACCACGCCAGGUGUUGCGUGGAGAUGGGCCUCAGCAUGAUACAGGCCAUAAGGCAGUUCGACGAGGAGAAGAAGGAGGGGGUGAACAUGAGGGUGGGCAUACAUACGGGGACGGUGUUGUGCGGCAUUGUCGGCACUAAGAGGUUCAAGUUCGACGUGUGGAGCAACGACGUGACGUUGGCCAAUAGGAUGGAGUCGACGGGGAAGCCCGGUAUGGUUCACAUCUCAGAGACCACCCUGGAAUACUUGGACGGCGCCUAUUUGACUGAGGAGGGAGAGCCUGUGCAUGGCUUGAAAACCUACUUCAUCCUUGGCAAAAUGGGCGAUAAAACGCCGUCCUACUCUGGUAGUUUCAGGGCCGAGGGCCGUCAGAGAUACUGCAAUUCGCUUCGCCUCUUCGUCUCGCCGCCGAUGUCAUCGCCGACCCUAUCUCCGCAGAGCAGACCGCGCGUCUUAUCCUACGAUACGACGUCGAACUUUCUGAAGCAGGCGUCGUACAACCCCAACAUGUUAUCGCCCGAUGUGUGUAAAAUAAAAGCGAGCAGUCUUCCCAGCAUCUUGGACUCCGAGAACGAACAAGAGACGGAAAUGAAGGAAAUGGCCGGGGAACAGAUCAAGACCCCAACGUCGACGGCCAGCGCUGAGAAGUAUUCGACGCCGAAGGCUAAAUCGUGGCGCUUGUCGAAGUUCCUGAGGAAAUCCGAUCAGCUGAGAAAGGAUAAUAGCGAGCUGUCUGAUGGGGUGGCACCUGCUGACAGUUGUUCAAGUACAGCUACGCAAUCAGGUUACAAACAAGUUCCUACAAUCAUCGAGACCACGAACGGAACGCCCAUCUUGAACGGUAGGAGCAAAGACUCCUGGUUAGACGUCGUAUUCGACGCCACCAAUCCGUACGUGGCGGACCAGAAAGAUUCCAUCGACGUCAAAUCGUACAUUAGUCAAUCGAGAAGCGACAUGGGACAAUACGACCUGGCGCCCAACGAACUGACGAACUUCGUGAGGGGCGGAAGUUACAGGUCUCAGUACAGCAGGUCGCCCAGAGAAUCGCUGGAUUUACUGCAGAGGGCUGGGAGUAACAGGUCGAGACGUGGGAGGUCACCAAACUUGGACAUUGUUCCUACGGAGAGGUCUAGGAGUGCUACGGUAGCAGCUCCAUCGUCGAAUUUCAAAAGGCUUUCCACGAAAUUCGCGCUAGAUGUUCCAUCUAGACUCACGAGCGUUGCGAAUUUGGAUGAUCAUCAAUAUGCCAAUAGCAGAAAGGACUCGGGAAUAAAAAGUAACAGUAGGAGGAGUAGUAUACAGCAAAUCGAUGUGUCAUGUGGUGACAUCCUUCAGCAAAGGGUGUCGGGCUACUACACCUCCAGCCAGAGUAGCGUCAACUCGCCACAAAUUUCCACCGUGAUUAUGCGCACGAGUCCAUUUUUCGACAAGUUUGGGACUUCUAUUCAGCACUUACGUAAACAAUCGGACCGCCAGUUGAUCAAAUGCGUACAAGAAAACUUCAAAUACAAAAGUUCCUAUUUUAUCAAACCCCCCUUAUCGAAACUAACACUCUUCUUCAACGAUGAACAAAUGGAGCAGGAUUAUAGAGCGAACGUUCAUUCAUUGAACGAUCAGAAUGAAUCGAUCGUGACAUUGGCGAAUCCAAGAUUCAAUACUUAUUUCGACAUUAGCGUUUCUUUCUUUGUACUCUUUAUUACUGCUAUAACUUUAUUUAUACUCCACGGUUUCACAGAAUUGUGGUUGAUAAUGUUCCUUAUAUUUAUUGUAAUACAAUUUUGUGGUUUUCUUUUUUGCCUGACAGACGUUGUGAAUACAAUGGAAAGAGUAUGUUCUUGUUUGUCUCGAUUUUACAGGUGGAACAUGUUCGGCGGGGUGUUGGUAAGUUUGCCGGUUAUCACGGUCAUGACCAACUUCUGUACCAAAGUUAUUCUACCCUCAUCCUCGGACUAUCUUUACAGCUUCUUGUUGCUGGUUGGGCUAGUCCAUUUCUGCAAUUUCACACAACUGAAUUGCUGGAUGAAAAAUUUUCUAGCGACCGUUUGCGGGGGAGUUUUCAUUUCUCUAUUUUUAACGGAAUCGUGCCCAACCCCCUCGUUGCAGAAUAUGAUAAAACAAUCAAUAAACCCAAUCGUACAACAUUGCCAUUAUUUGUACAAAUUCGAAAUAGUAAUGGAUCUCUUUCUCAUCCUCUUCUUAGUUUGGCUGUUGAACAGGCAAUUCGAAAUAACUUACCGUCUGAGUUUUCACACAGGUUAUAUAGCGAAUCGCGACAAAAUCCAUGUACAAAGUUUGAAAAAUCAGGCGGACUAUCUCAUCUACAACAUCGUCCCCGAACACGUGGCCGAACAACUCAAAAAAAACGCCAAAUAUUCGGAGAAUUUCAAUAACGUCGGUAUAAUUUUCGCCAGUAUCGUCAAUUUCAACGAGAUGUACGACGAGAGUUAUUUGGGAGGCAAAGAAUUUCUCAGGGUCCUGAACGAACUUAUUGGCGAUUUCGACGAACUGUUAGACAGGCCGGAAUUCCAGUCGAUAGAAAAAAUAAAAACGAUAGGUAGCACUUUCAUGGCCGCCAGCGGACUGAACUCUGAAUGGCGCAGGGAACAGGCCGAUCCGAACGAACACUUGUUCGCACUUAUGGAUUUCGCCCUGGAACUUCAGAAGGUUGUCGAGGAUUUCAACAGGGAUCUGUUGGAGUUCAAUUUGAUAAUUCGUAUAGGUUAUAAUUUUGGGGAUGUUACUGCCGCGGUUAUCGGAAAUACGAAACUGUAUUACGAUAUUUGGGGCGACGCGGUGAACAUCGCUUCUCGCAUGGACACCACGGGCGUCAAUGGUCACAUUCAGAUAGGAGAAAAUUGUCUUUCUGUCUUGGAACAGAGAUACGAUUUUAAACCUAGAGGAUCGAUUUUCGUGAAGGGAAAAGACAAUAUGAAUGUUUAUCUUUUAGAACGUAAGAAAAGUCACGCCGAAAUAUACCAAUGAAUAUAUAUAUUUAUUGUGCCUCUGCCAAAAAAUUUAUGCAUUCCAAAUGUUGCUUGAACUGCUAUAAGUAUACUUGACCAAAUGUGUAGCCUUAGUCUAUUGGAAGCUCUAAUGAUGUAUAUGAUCGUUAUACACAUAUAAUAUAAAAAUAUGCCACAUAUAUGUAUAUAUUUAUAUAUAUUUGAAAAUAUUCUUCAGAGAUCGUGAUUUGAUUUGAUCGGUUGUGUAUAAAUAUUUAUCUCAGCCACUGUGAAUGCUUUUUAAAAUAAUUUACAAAUCGUCUAUUUUCAAAUGAUCUGAUUAAAACGGAAGUAUGUGAAUUUGAUUGAUGAAUGAAUAUGUUAUAAAUCCUUGAAUUUUCUUCUUAUAUUCGUAUGAGCUUUAAUGAUGAUUCAUCCCAAUAUUUUUAAAACUAAUUUAAUUUUGUCUUCAUAGUUUCUUCUGAUAUUACUCCCAUUAUGAAAAUUCAAACUUUUUUCAAUUAGAAAAAAUUUUCUAGUCACAAAUAUUCAAAAUUAAUUUUAUCAAACUGACGUAAUGCAUUAGAACAAAAAAAUUAUCUUUUUCAUGCUGAAUUAAUUUCAUAAUAGCAUGAUCACUGCUCAUAGUUUUACGGUAUACAUAUGUAUUUGUUUUAUUAUUUAUUGUUGUUUAUUUUUACUGUGUAAAUAGGUGGUGACAAAAGUUAUAAAUUGUUGAGUUUUUGUUACUCAUGGAUUGAUUGUAUGAAUUCGGUUGGUUGAAAUUGUUAUGUCCGAUACAUUGAAAUUCAACUUAGUCUCAUUCGUUCUCGGAAACACUCCGUUUUAAAAUAUCUUUUUACAAUAAUUUACAACGUACAGUUUCAUUAAUUUAUUUAAUAGUUAGAACCAAGCUGAUAUUUUAUCCAUUCCCAUAACUACCUCAGCUUUUUCUGAGAAUGAACUAUGGGUACCCAUUAUCCCGUUUCUUGAACAAAUAACAAUUAGGAUAUUUAGAAUCUGUGAUAAAUUUAGAUUUUUACAGUAAAUAAAAGGUCGAACAUAUUUUCUGAGAUGGAAUUGCAACUUGAGGGAAUGCUCUGAAAAUUAUGUCACUCAUGUCUUGCCAAAUAGUACAAAAGAUAUAUAAAUACAUAUUCCAGGAGCCUAUAGAAUCUCGAGCACCAAAAUGUAUUGAAUGAAUUGAAAGAAUUCUGCUGGAUUAAUUUACUAUUAUUUUUGAGAUUUAAUAAAUUUUUCCUGUAUUAAUGAGAACAAAAAACAAUUAGAAUGUUAUGCGAAAUGUAUAUUUUUUGUGAAAUUGCGUAAAACAAAAUAAUAGCUGCUAAUGAAGAAAUAUGUAAUCAGGAAACAAUACGAAUAUGUCAUUUAUAUAUUCUUGAGGUGAUCACAAUUAUCUAACAAUACUUUUUUAUACACUUGAGUAACUUUUACUAAUUGAACUUUUUAACAUUUUAUACUCGAAUAUCUUUGAUUAUAUAACUGCAACUGACCUAAUAUUAUUCUAAGAUGAGUGGAACAGAUUGAGGCCUCAUUCCAUAAUUAUGUAUCAAUAAGAUGAACCAAAGAUUUUAAAACUAGUAGAUGAAUAUCACGCGAGAGAAGUAUCAGUUUAUUUCUUCGUUUCAAACUUAUUAAUUUAAGGCUGUUUAAAAAAAAAAUCAGUUUUCUUGUAUACAUUUUUUCUGUAUUGUAAUUCAAUUAUAUACAUUUUACAUAUUGAUAUGUAUGAUUUGAAAUAUUUUCAAUAACUUCUCCCGCGUUGAGUAUUGAAGUGGUUUAUGUUAUUGCUGAAACUUCUGGACAGUAUCUAUUUUUUUUUCGAUCGCUUAUCCAACGAAAUAUUUGUAACAAUUCAAAGGAACUCUCGGUGAAUGGGUUCUAUCCAAUUAUCAUGAAAUAUUCAUCAAUUCCAGUGAUAUGAAGAAUAAAUAUAACAGCACAAUACAUUUGUUUUUCUUAUUUCAGUUGACAACUGCUAAGUUACAAAAAUUAUUAUGAAAGUGCCUUCUUAAUCUUUGUCUUCAUUUUCAGCCAUUACUCAUUUUAUAUAACACAAUUUAAUAUGGGAACCUAUGUGCACCGUCCUUCAUGUAUAUUAUAUGAUUAAAUCCAUAUAUGCCA